This is a messenger RNA of Sinocyclocheilus rhinocerous, 3109 nucleotides long. RefSeq names its product hepatocyte nuclear factor 3-gamma-like. The record is from RefSeq and is a predicted model, not a curated record. Gene Ontology annotation, molecular function: transcription factor binding; DNA-binding transcription factor activity, RNA polymerase II-specific; protein domain specific binding. Lineage: Eukaryota; Metazoa; Chordata; Actinopteri; Cypriniformes; Cyprinidae. The transcript is spliced from 2 exons. The coding region runs from base 350 to 1669 and encodes 439 amino acids. Gene Ontology annotation, biological process: cell differentiation; anatomical structure morphogenesis; regulation of transcription by RNA polymerase II.
CCUGACGCCGUCUCCACGACAGCCCCACUUUGGACUUCUCAGGAUUACUUGAAAAUGUUUACGGGUCCUGCCAAGCAAAAAAAAAAAUAACUGAGUGAACCAAGUUAACUAAUCAUGAGAAAACAACUCAUUGAUCCACGGGACUGAAGACAACAGAAGAGCUUCACUUUUUAAAACUUUUUUUUAUUACAGUUCAUGCUGUAAAAUUACGUGGAACUACAAAGUGUGUCGUCUCGUGGGACGUUGCUUUUUUAAGAAAACCUCUAAAAAAAAAAAACACGGGCAUUUUAAUAUAAGUUUAGUCUCCUGUCAAUAUCGCGUUUCUCACGAGUUACAACUUUAUUUGGGGAUGUUGAGCUCCGUGAAGAUGGAAUCUCAUGAAAUUCCGGAAUGGAAUGCUUUCUACAGUGAGGCAAGUGAGAUGUACUCCUCUCCGAGCGCCAUGAACUCAGUGAGCAGCUUGAACAGCUACAUAAAUCUGAACUCGGCCUGUUCCACAUCCAGCAUGAAUAUGGGCUAUCCCAGCGCAGGUCUCAACAGCAGCCCAUUGAGCAGCAUGGGUGGAGGCCCCAACCACAUGAGCCUGUCCACUGUCGGCUCCUCUCUGAACCACAGUCCUCUGACUCAGCUGGGCUCUUCUGCCUCCUCACUGGGUCCCCUCUCGCAUUACCAAAGCAUGGGUCAACCAAUGUCCCAGAUCAGCUACUCCUCUCCUACCUCUCUCGACCGGACUAAGGAGAUGCCCAAGCCUUACCGUCGCUCGCUGACCCACGCCAAGCCACCGUACUCCUACAUAUCCCUCAUCACGAUGGCCAUCCAGCAGUCCAACAGCAAGAUGCUGACGCUCAACGAAGUCUACCAGUGGAUCAUGGAUCUGUUCCCAUAUUACCGCGAGAACCAGCAGCGCUGGCAGAACUCCAUCCGCCACUCUCUGUCCUUCAACGAUUGCUUCAUCAAAGUGGCGCGUUCCCCCGACAAGCCCGGCAAGGGCUCCUACUGGGCGCUCCAUCCCAAUUCUGGGAACAUGUUCGAGAACGGCUGCUACCUGCGUCGCCAGAAGCGCUUCAAGCUCGAGGAGAAAUCUGGCAAAAAGAGCUCGGCGAAGUCUCAGGAGGGCGGCAGCAGCGCCAAGGGCGGCCACAGCGGUGAGGGGAUUGAAGAGGAGCACAGUCCCGCCACCGGCUCCGAAGGUGCCGACUCUGCCCAUUCCGACAGCUCCCAUGCCUCGGAGGAGCAACAGAGGAGCCUGGUGCUGCUGGAUUGCCCGUCUCAAGCCCCCAGCCUUUCGCACAGCUCGCCAGUGCCAAUCCCGUCAUCGGUGUCCUCCUCCAUGCCCCUGUCCGGCUCGCACCUGCACUCUCAGGGAAUGGGCGGCAGCCCUCACCUGUUGGCCAGCCCGAUGCAGCACCUGGAUCUGCAGAACGACCCACUGAAGUCCAUGGACCCCCACUACAACUUCAACCAUCCAUUCUCCAUCACCAACCUCAUGUCCAACGAGCAGAAGAUGGACCUCAAGUCGUACCAGGACCAGGUGAUGGCUUACAACAGCUACACCACAACUUCCCCGGUGGCCACCAAACAGAUCUAUGACAGCGCAGGUCCGUCCGCCAUUGACUCUGGUGCCUACUACCAGACCCUCUACAGCAGGUCUGUCCUCAAUGCCUCCUAAUGUGUUUACAAGCCAUUUGAACUCUACAGACUCUCAAUGGCAGGACUCUUACAUCUUCAACACAGAGCUAGCUUUGCCAUUGAUAACUAAGCACCGGUUCCUGCACUCUUAAAAAUAAAGGGGGUUUUCACAGUGAUGCCACAGAAGAACCAUUUUUGGCUGCUCAAAGAACCUUUCAGUGAACAGUUCUUGAAGUGCUCAGUGUGACGAAUCUUGAAGGUUUCCAUGGAUGAUAAAGGUUCUUCAUGGAUCCAUGGCAAUAAAUAACCUUUAUUUUUAAGAGUGUGCUGAGAAAAGUGCUUUUGCCAGAACCAAGGAAUGAGUUCCGAUGUUUUUUAUUUCCAGAAACGAAUUUAAUUAACAUAUAUACAGGAACUAAACGUUCUGGUUUCGGAUGUAACACAGAAGAUGUAUACAAAUGAUGCCACGUGUAUAUACUGUUUUGGGGAAGCAGGGGUCAGGCAUUUAUUUAUGAAGGGAAGAAUUUAAUAUAUCUCGCAUAAUUUUUGUGUUGUGAAGUUACGUUAACAAUGUGAUAAGAAGAGGACGUGAGCGUGAUUGCGGAAGCGUUUGAGUUCAGGUUACUGCUGUGAGCAGGUGUUACUGUGUUACAGGGAAACUCUCCUGUUUUGUGUUACAGCAUAACGCAUGUUCAGUUGAAGUGCACUAACAUACAGUGUACGUGUACGGAGAGUGUGUAUCAUUAUGCUUGUCCCUAUAGAGAAACAGAAGAAAUUACUUUUUUUACACUUGGCCAUGAAGUCAUUUUGUAUAUUCUGAAGAGUUUUGUGUUAAGUAUAAAUAGAGAUAAAAGUUUGACAAAGACGGAUAAAACUGUGGUAAAUCCAACUAUUUGUUUUACAGACUUCCCUUUUUAGAAAUACUGGCAAUAACAUUCAUGAAAAAGAGGUUGAAGAUGUUUCACUGUGUGCCUCAUGGUCUGUUCAGCUGAAGCUGUCAGUAAGAUCAGCAGACAAUGCACUAUAAGGGCCAUUUCCAUACAAUACUUGCACUAGUGACCUCUCUGUUCUUCACUGCUGGGCAGGGGUGAGAUCGUUUUGUUACAACAAUGCUUUGUAACUACCUUUUUAUCAGAAAAUCAUACAGACCCUACUGAAUUUGCCAUGAUGUAUUUUUGUUAGAUCUCGUCAUUUAAAAAUCUCCCAAAAAGCCAUUUUGAUAAUAAAAACUUUGUCUCAAGCCAUCAUGUCAUUUACAAAUUUCUUGCAAGUCUUUUUGAAAUUUGUAAGAAAGCAGGUCAGAAUUUAUGUUCUUGUACUGUUUCGUUUAUUUAAACCCAGCUUUUUGGCCAUUGGGCUUAGAAGAUAAGUGUCUUAAUAUAUAUAUAUAUAUAUAUAUUGCUUUAUUUGGUUGAUUGUUUCAUGGUAUGUUCUUAAAGUUUGUUAUGUUCUUUUCUUAUUAAAAAAAACCUCACACAUC